Myxocyprinus asiaticus (Chinese sucker) is the source of this 5158-nucleotide messenger RNA. RefSeq names its product E3 ubiquitin-protein ligase RNF19B-like. Gene Ontology annotation, biological process: protein polyubiquitination; ubiquitin-dependent protein catabolic process; positive regulation of proteasomal ubiquitin-dependent protein catabolic process. The transcript is spliced from 10 exons. The coding region runs from base 947 to 3046 and encodes 699 amino acids. Lineage: Eukaryota; Metazoa; Chordata; Actinopteri; Cypriniformes; Catostomidae. The record is from RefSeq and is a predicted model, not a curated record. Gene Ontology annotation, molecular function: ubiquitin protein ligase activity; zinc ion binding; ubiquitin conjugating enzyme binding. Gene Ontology annotation, cellular component: cytoplasm; ubiquitin ligase complex.
GCUUUCCUCAGUGAUGUGAAUGGAAAAGAAGCGAGCUGCGGACAUAAUCUGAACAGUAUCGUGUACAGGGUAGGGGAAAAGGGGCUUGCAUCUUCUCUUCGGGCCGGAGAAUGUUGUAGCGUACACUUCUAGGGUGAAAUUUAUGAGAUUUACGUAUCGGUUGGUCGAAUGUACGUGUUGAUCAGCAGCACCGAAGGUCGCCGCGUUCCGCCCUAUUCUGCUUGAAUUCCUUACAGCACUAUCAGAUCCAUCAGUACGACCAGCCGAUUCAGAAGGAGAAAAUCACACUGGAGCAUAUUCGUCUUGGCUCUACGAUCAAGAGAAUUUAACAGAGGCAAACAAGGACAAAUGACAGACAGCAAGCCGGCUGAAAGGAUUAUGAUAUCUUGAGCCAGAUUUUACAGAUCUUAGUUGUUUUUCUUUUUUUUUUUUUUUACUAAAAGCUGUGACUUUAUGUUUCCAAAUUUUCUUUAAAUGCCCCAUUUUUAAUUGACAGUAUCUGUCAUUUUUGUUGUCUGCAACAAAUUUGGGGUGAAGCAAUUUGUUUUUGUUCUUUUCCUGAUCUCCUUUUCACUGUAACUAGAACACGAUUGUGGGAGUGAAAGGACUUUUUUUCCAGCAUUUUUUCAUUUGGUUUCCCUUUUGGCAAACUCAAUUUGUCAAGCUAUCUUUCAGUUUAUUGCUUAUACUCCUCUUUAAUUUAGAGGAAGAAAUUACUUAAUCAAUUUAAUUUUCCCAACAGGGAAACAAACCAGAAUUUGUUGUGUUCUUGACACACAUUCUUUUGCGUGUUAGGAGUGCGUCCGUGUUCUUGAGAAUUGGGGCUUCAUUGACAAAAUUCAGUGGAAAGAACUAAGACGCUUAACACAAGAGCUCCUUUAGCCUAAAACUCAGUGACCUCUCUAAAGACCCAAGUGGGAGAACAUUACAAGGUCCUUCUUAGGAAAUGGGAUCUGAAAAAGAUUCUGAAUCGCCCCACUCAUCUGUUAGUGGCAUUGCCAAUCCCAAAUGUCAUGGGCCUGGCAAGAAGCAAGGCAGGAUCUCCUUUCACAAUCUCUUUCAUGGUAAACGUGGAUCCAGAGGGACCAAGGCUAAUGUGGGCACUCCUCUCAAACAACAGCUGCACCAACAGCAGCAACAACAGCUUCUCCAGCCCCCAACACCCACGAAUGUUUCAUCUGACCCAUCUAAGGCAGACCCGGCCGAGCCACUGUCCGCCAGCCAGGCCUCUCUUGGUGGGCAAGAACUCUUAGAGUGUCCCCUGUGCCUGGUGCGACAACCUGCGGAUCAACUUCCUGAGCUCCAGGGUUGCAGUCAUCGGUCCUGCCUGGGUUGUCUACGGCAAUAUUUGCGGAUCGAGAUUACAGAGAGUCGAGUCCAGCUCAGCUGCCCAGAAUGUGCAGAGCGACUGGCCCCACGGCAGGUGGCCCUUAUCCUGGAUGAUCCCAUCCUGAUGGAGAAGUAUGAGGAGUUCUUGCUACGCCGCUGCUUGGCAUCAGACCCUGACUGCCGAUGGUGUCCCGCCCCGGAUUGUGGUUUUGCGGUAAUUGCAUCUGGAUGUGCCAGCUGCCCCAGGCUGGUGUGUCGAAGGGAAGUGUGUGGUGCAGAGUUCUGUUACCACUGCAAGCAGGUGUGGCAUCCUAACCAGACCUGUGACUCUGCCCGACAGCAGAGGGUGCUGUCCUUAAGAACGCACAGUAACCAUUCACCCAGCUACACAGCUGAGCAGGGACACACUGAUGACAUCAAGGCUUGCCCUCGAUGCGGUGCCUACAUCAUCAAGAUGAACGAUGGCAGCUGUAAUCACAUGACCUGUGCUGUGUGCGGCUGUGAGUUCUGCUGGCUCUGUAUGAAGGAGAUAUCAGACCUGCACUACCUCAGUCCAUCUGGUUGUACAUUCUGGGGAAAGAAGCCAUGGAGUCGCAAGAAGAAGAUUCUUUGGCAGCUGGGCACUUUGAUCGGUGCACCGGUGGGCAUCACUCUGAUUGCUGGCAUUGCACUUCCUGCCAUGGUUAUCGGCAUCCCAGUUUACAUUGGACGCAAGAUCCACUCGCACUAUGAGGGAAAGAAAACAUCACAUCACAGGAGAAAUCUGGCAAUCACUGGGGGUGUGGCUCUGUCAAUCAUCACAGCUCCUGUUAUUGCUGCUGUCAGUGUGGGUAUUGGUGUUCCCAUCAUGUUGGCGUAUGUGUAUGGUGUUGUGCCUAUCUCUCUGUGCCGUGGUGGAGGCUGUGGGGUUAGCCGAGGAAAAGGACGAGGUGUAAGGAUAGAUUUUAAUGAGGAUGAUGGACCUAUUACAGUUGCUGAUGCAUGGAGAGCACUGAAGUCUCCCAGCCUGGGUGAGAGCAGUUUGGAGGGAGGAGCCAGUGGCCUUAGUACCACCUCUCCAAGCGAAGGCCUGUCAGUAGCCCCAGGCGGCCUCGGAGAUGCACCCCACUUCAACACACUAGCAGGAGGAGCGCUUGGUGCUACGACAGGAAAAUACAGCAGGCUGGAGGUGCAGGGAACAGAGCUGGGUAAAGAAGGUGCGGUUAGGGAGACGGGCAGCUUGGGAGCAGCCAGUGACUGUGUCAGCACAAGGGGCAUGGCAGGAUCCAUCACUUCCACUUACACCUUACCUGACAGAGAGGGCACUAACCUUGAGAUCCAGGUGGACAUUGAAACUAAUCCCAGCCAUCUGUGUCUAACCACUGAGGAGGAUCUGGCUCCGCCCACUGCUGUGAAGGCACCCGGUUCAGGGGAGGAGCCUCAGGACUGCAGUUCCCGCAGGAGUGGGGUGUUGUUGGAUUCCCCACUAGGACUGUCGCCCGGGAUGUCACUAAGGGAGCGUCUUCAAGAUGUCACCCUCGCUCAGCCAGAAAGCAUCCGCAGUGACCUGGAGAUGUCCGACACGCAGUCUGACGAUAUCGCAGAGCUCACGUCUGAUGACUGUGACUCGCCCCACCCCAAGAGCUGCCACUCCGCCCCACCGCCACAGACAACUUGCAGAGCCUUGAACCCCACCGACAGCCUGCACUGUCCCGGCAAUGUCAUUCUUUUCGUGUGAUAGACUCUCACAGUUGCACAAAUCCAACUGUUUCUGAGCUUUUGACUUGUUAACGCUUUACCAAUUAUUUUGCUUCUUUUUAUAAUUAUUAAAACACCUAACUUGCACUCAAAGAACUCGUGGAACUGACUGAUCAUCACUCUGCUCUCCUGUCUGUCUCAUUAUGAGCCUGGACAGGUCCUCUACCUCUUCAGAAAUUACCUGUUAUUCAUUGGUUGGUGUUUACUUCUUGGUGCAACAAUGCUUUAAGCAAAAUAAAGGUUAAAGGAAUACUUCACCCAAAAAUGAAAAUUAUGUCAUCAUUUACUUAAGGUCAUGUCAUUCCAUACCCAUUUGAUUUUUUUACUUCUUCUUUUUUGCUCUUUUUGAAUGAAAGUGAAUUAUGACCAGUGGCUGUCAAGCUCCAAAAAUGACAUAAAAUUACAUAAAAGCAUAGUAAAAGUGGUCCAUGUGACUUCCGUGCUAUAUUCCAAGUAUUUUGAAGCCAUACGAUAGCUUUGUGUAAGGGACAGGCCUUUCUUUCCUUUUUCUUUAGCUUUCAGUUUUCAUUUGUGCUGUUUGAGGAUGCACAUACACAUACUUGACUCGUAAUCGGUUUUGAGACACUUGAUAACAGUUGAAUAUAAGCAAGCAUGAGAUUUGAGGGCUGCAGUGAAUGAUGACUUUUUGUCUUUUCGUCACACAAAGAUAUCAAGUGGUUUCAGAAGACUUGAAAUGUAACAUAUGAUUCGUAUAAACUUCUUGUAUGGUGCAUUAAUGAUGUUUUUGGUGCAUGGCAGUCCCUGGUUCCCUAUUCAUUUUCAUUGUAUGUAAAAGUACAGCUUGGACACUUUUCAAAAUACCUUCAUUUUUGUUCCACAGUGUAAAGAAAGACCUACAGGAUUUUGAGCAACUUGAGGGUGAGUAAAUGAUGCCAGAAUUUUCAUUUUUGGGUGAACUGUUCCUUUAAAUUGGUACAAUUAUUGCCACAAGAAUUUCUUUAGAAAGCAAACAAACAAACAUAUAAUGUUACAAAGUCAAAUGUCACCAAGCACAUUUAUAUGUGAGAGGAUUUUGAAUGGUUUAGAGUGACUUCCUUUCACGGAUGCUUAUAUGGAUGAUACAUUUCAGUAUUGUUUUUACGUUUUUUUGUUUUUUGUUUUUAGAAUCUAUACGACCUGGAAAUUGUAUGAUUUGCUGAAUGCAUGGGAGUGCAUGCCCAGCGCUAGUACAAGCGAAUACAAGCAGAGUAUUGUUUUGGUCGCACUGGCCCAGUUUGCACAGAAGAAAACAUUUCAUCUAUACAUAGUGAAUGAGAGAUCAGUACAGAGUAAGGUCAGUGCAAUGGGAGAAUGAUCUAAAUUCACUAGAAGACGGUUUCACUCGAAUCACUGCCUGCCUUACAGACAGAGCACAUGCACUCAGUUCCCUUACACUGUCUGAGACUUGAGCUGAGAGAAAGGACGUGCGUUUGCUAUAUAUGUGUGUAUGUUUACAUUGAUGGGUAUUAAAUCUUAUAGUAUCAAUGGUGGAAUGGCCAUCAACAUGCAUGUAUGUUAUUAUUAAUAUUAUAUUUUGCCUCUUUCUUUAGCACACAGCUUGUUUUAUGCAAUUGCAAUUUUAUGUUUGUUUUACCCGCUAGCUGGAUGGAUGGCGGGUUGGAUGGAUGAGCACUCCUGCACUUUAUCCCAGUAUUUAUCAUUGUUCUACAUUUUUGGCUUAUAUUUAUGCACUUCCUCUUUCUUUUGUUUUCAGCCUCUCUGGAAUAACAUAACAUAAUAUUUGGACACAGUAGUCAUUCGUUUGAUUUUGUUAUUUAAUUUUGUAUGUAAUGGAGUACUGAAAGUUUCAUAAUCUCAACAUGCUACUAUGCUUUCUGAAUCUCUGGCGCAGCUCUCAUGAUUAUUAUAUUUGGCUACAGAGAUGAUCCUCUGUUUUUACAUUAAUGAUGGAUUAGCUUUAUCUUGUAAUCACAAAAGGGCAUUUGUGGUUUACACAUCUCUUGCUUUUUUGUUGUUGUGUGAAGAUGCUUUUGUACUUUUUAGGUUUAUGAGCAAAUUGUAAAAACUACUUGACAAUUUGACUAUUAACGUAUUAUGGUGAAAUGAGUGUCAGCAACUAAAUUGAGUUAAA